This is a messenger RNA of Diaporthe batatas, 2302 nucleotides long. RefSeq lists its product as uncharacterized. Gene Ontology annotation, molecular function: zinc ion binding; L-iditol 2-dehydrogenase (NAD+) activity. The transcript has 3 exons. Lineage: Eukaryota; Fungi; Ascomycota; Sordariomycetes; Diaporthales; Diaporthaceae. The record is from RefSeq and is a predicted model, not a curated record. Gene Ontology annotation, biological process: D-sorbitol catabolic process. The coding region runs from base 416 to 1735 and encodes 439 amino acids.
AUCUACCAGAACCCGGAAGGGCGCUGGCUCGUCGGGACGAAAGCUCCAAGAUGAGCAUUUCAAGCCGUAUACCACCCUUGGCCAUGUCAUAGGUUCUCGCUCAGGACGUGGCGUAUUGGGAAGUGCGGACGCAGAGAUAAAUGGCAUUCCUCCUUCAGGACACCGACUCCCUCCCUCCUCCCUUCAUCCUUUAUCACUCUUAGCAAAUAUCCUGCACUCGUAUCUGAAAAGAAUAUUACCUGCAUCUUGACAAUUGUCAAUCGCAGCCUGCUUCUCCAACUGCCAGAUUGCCUGGCCCCCAGGGGACACCAGCCCCCACGAAGCGUUCCUCUGCCUCGGGUCUUGUUCCCUGACUCCACCAAUACACGCCCACGAAGCCACCCUCCCAUCCCGCACUCAUCCCACGUCUGAAAGCAUGGCGCCGUCUGCCAUGGUUCAAGACGAGAUUGAGCCCCUGCAGCUGCCCUAUGCUGGGGUCUCAAAGAUCAGUGCGUCCGUCUUACAUGGACCAAGGGACCUGCGAUUGGAGUCCAGAACACUCAACGAGCCGGCCCUGGGCGAACUACAGGUAGCCCUGCGGUCCACGGGUAUAUGUGGCUCAGAUGUGUCUUACUAUAAGAAAUUUGCCAAUGGCGAUCUCUGUGCCUGCCAGCCACUCUCGCUGGGCCAUGAGUCCUCCGGGGUCGUGGUAGCCGUCGGCCCCCAGGUGAGUGGCUUUGCAGUGGGAGACCGCGUGGCCUUGGAGGUUGGCGUCCCCUGUGGACAGUGCUCGACAUGCCGCAAGGGGCGAUAUAACCUCUGUAAGAAGAUGAGGUUCAGGAGCAGCGCGAAGUCUUUCCCCCACUUCCAGGGCACGCUUCAGGAUAGGAUUAACCACCCGGCGAUAUGGUGUCACAAGCUUCCUGAAAACGUCUCAUUCGACGCAGCUGCUCUCCUCGAGCCGCUGUCCGUCGCCAUCCACGCCAGAAACCGCGCGCAACCCGAGACCGGCUCCACAGCCCUGGUGCUCGGCGCCGGCACAGUAGGCCUUCUCACUGCAGCCAUGGCCCGGCAGUCAGGGUGCACGACAGUCACUGUCUGCGACGUGGACCAGGGCCGUGUCGACUACGCCCUCGAAAAGGGGUUCGCGACCCACGGGUACGCCGUGCCGCGCACCCUCCAUGCCUCCAGCGGCUCCUCCGUGUCCGGGGCGUCGACCCCGGGCGGCAGCGUGGCGGACGGCGCGGUGACGCCCGCCAGCAGCAUCUUCUCGACGCUGGACGGCAGGCUCGAGGGCGCCAGGGCCACAGCGGCGGACAUCAUCGCCACCACUUUCAGGUCCUCCUCGCCGUCGCCGUCGCUGGCCGAGGACGAGGCCGAGGACGACGGCUUCGACGUCACAUUCGAGUGCACGGGUAAGGAGGUAUGCAUGCACACGGCCCUGUACGCAACGCGGCCCGGCGGCAAGGUGAUCAUGGUCGGCAUGGGGACGCCGAUCCAGACGCUCCCCAUGUCGGUGGCGCACCUGCGCGAGGUGGACAUCCUCGGCAUCUUCCGCUACGCCAACACGUACGCCACGGGCAUCCGCAUGUUGUGCGCCCAGAAGAGGGGCGGCGCCUUCGGGCUGCCCAGUCUGGACGACAUGGUCACACACCGGUUCAAGGGGCUUGAGAAUGCGAGGCAGGCGUUUGAGCUGGCUGGGCGGACGGUGGAUGACGAGGGGAGGAUGGUUUUGAAGGUGGUUGUUGAGGCGUGAUUCCAUUUGAUGUUUGGGGGUUCACAUGUUGUUGUCUCCUUUAUGUCUCCCUUGGAGAUGGGCUCACCUUUACUCAGUGCCACCACAAACUAAUAGGAGCGAAACAGUGGCCGGGGCUUCUGUGCAUCAGAGAUGUCUUCUGGUAGCGUCUGCUUAGAUCUUAGAACAUGUCUUAUUUCUUGGUACGUCUGACGUAAAAACCUGACAAUUACAUGAGGUAAAUAUACCGGAAAAUCGCUUCAUGGUAGAUUUGUUCUCAUUUCUACCUGUACUAUGCAAGUUCGGGGCUGGAUUGAAUGUGUUGAACAUGGCCUGCUUUUACCGACAAUUAGAAUGUACAGAGGUACAUGUGUGAUUUUGGUGUUCUCCUCUUCCUACGAAGCCAAACAUGGUCAACUUCGCUGCAGCGAUUAUGUACCGCAAAGCAGAUACACCUGGUCGGGAGAUUUAUGUCUUUGUCCGAUCUUCCUAUUUAAGACAAGCAUGGACAUUUUUCUCCGAAUAUUCUGAUUAAUCCACCAGGAGAACCAAGAGUGCAAGAAGUUCCCAGUCGAUAUAUCCUGUCAC